Messenger RNA from Athalia rosae (coleseed sawfly), 1102 nucleotides. RefSeq lists its product as uncharacterized. The transcript is spliced from 3 exons. Lineage: Eukaryota; Metazoa; Arthropoda; Insecta; Hymenoptera; Athaliidae. Gene Ontology annotation, biological process: sleep; regulation of synaptic transmission, cholinergic; positive regulation of voltage-gated potassium channel activity. Bases 152 to 598 code for a protein of 148 amino acids. The record is from RefSeq and is a predicted model, not a curated record.
CUUAAAACUGACAACUACGACUGGUUCUGCAAGAAUUUCUUCACCUUUAUACAAGAUGGCUGAUCAUUGAAUAAACGUUUCAAAGAUCUCGCCUUUAUUCCAACCAUCCUACUAAGUGUGACCGAAUAUUUCUGAAGUUUGAUCAACGACAAUGGUGCCUGGAAAAUUUCUCCAGAUUUUACUUAUCGCGACAAUAUGUGCUACUUUUAUUCCACAUGGUGUCACGGGUCUUCUUCGAAGAUGCGUGUCUUGCAGAUCGAGGGGCGAAUUGGGUUCUUGCAAGGACAGAUUUACGAUGAACGAGACGCAAAUCGAAGAUGAAAAAGGAGUGUACGCGGUUCCUUGCGCCUCUGGAUGGUGCGGAAAGAUUAUUGAAAGUCAGAGUAUCAACAAUGAAUACGGCACAGCAACCCAAAGAAUGUGCUUGCAGCGAGGCCCAGACGAUGGCGAAGAACGAUGUGCCUAUACAGUUUGGAACUAUAAAAAAGUCUACAUGUGUUUUUGCGUUGGGGAUCUUUGCAACGCUUCAUCUAGGACGACCAUACCAAGUAUCAUCGCUAUAAUAUCUCUCGGAGUUUUGGGAAGGUGGCUUAUUUGAUCUUAUGAUGCCUCUACGCAUACUUGCGUAACAAGGUUAUUACCUACUAUAUAUUUAAUAUACCUAGUUUACAUGUAUAUUAUGUUUUAUGUAUAUAUCGACAUAGAAAUCCGCGUAUCGUUUUUUGAAUUAAUAGCGUUGACGCUGAUUGGACUGACAUUGAGAUUAAAAAUGAAUUGCGCGAAAAAAAAAAUCCGACGAUUUCGAUAUCAAGUGUACAAUUAGUAUGUAUAUUAUUAUGUCUACCAUGUAAAUAUAUUCGACGUUAGAGAAACGUGGUAAUCAACGUUACAACCAAGUUUACGUAUACCGAAAGUAAUGCUCCAUGAAUUCUAGUAGAAGAGAAAAAAAAAAAAAAUGUGCAACCGCACAUCGUACACCCUCAUGCGAUCGUGUGUUCAAUAUUAUUUAAUUUUGUAUAAAGUAGAGAAUAAAUUACACCCAACAGAACAUUAAUUUUAAAUCGAAGAACUGCGUGAUAUUAAUAAAGAAAGAAAGAAGCAA